Messenger RNA from Neopelma chrysocephalum (saffron-crested tyrant-manakin), 2437 nucleotides. RefSeq names its product deoxyribodipyrimidine photo-lyase-like. Gene Ontology annotation, biological process: photoreactive repair. The record is from RefSeq and is a predicted model, not a curated record. The transcript has 10 exons. Gene Ontology annotation, molecular function: deoxyribodipyrimidine photo-lyase activity. Bases 476 to 1981 code for a protein of 501 amino acids. Lineage: Eukaryota; Metazoa; Chordata; Aves; Passeriformes; Pipridae.
CUGAGGAGAGGGUGACAAUGGAAAAAAGUCCAGGGAAGUAGCCAGGCUACCUGGAACCGUCCCUGCACUUCGCCACAGGGGUGAUGUUUGGUGGUGGCUCCCAGCACCAACGCCCUCGGGAGACAACAGCCAGCUCUGCCUGAGCGUGAGGAACUGGCCGAGAGAACAGGCAGCACUCAGGAAGGGCGUGCUCCAGGCUGAGGGUUUGUCCCCUGGGCUGUCUGUACAGGCAUCACUUCCCCGUGUCACAGCAUAUCGCGGCUGAAGUGUACUGCUCACAGCUGGAGCUUCCUUCUUCUCAGGGUCAGGGACAAGACCAGUCGGAGGCGCCUGCAGGCACUGGGCCAGGUACAGGCAUUCCGCAGGCAGGAAGACAAGGCACGCUGGAGGAUUGUCAGGGCACAUCCGCCCUGCUGCUGUACAGCGGCCGCUCGCAACCACGGUGUUCCGAGCGCUGGCCCGGGCGGUCCUGAGGAUGCCGCGGAGACAAGGGAAGCGAAAGGCCGAGGUCACGGAGGUGCCUCGCGUGUCUCGGAGGAGGACGGAGGAAGAGGAGGCGAUGCAGGAGGCCCGGCGGAGGGCGGCCCCGUCCGUGCAAGAGUUCAAGUACAACAAAAAACGGGUUCGCCUCGUCUCGCAGGGCUCGGACCUGAAGGAUAAUGCUCGGUGCAUCCUUUACUGGAUGUGCCGGGAUCAGCGGCUACAAGAUAACUGGGCUGUCCUCUACGCCCAGCGCCUGGCCCUCAAACAGGAGCUGCCCCUGCACAUCUGCUUCUGCCUAGUGCCCAAAUUCCUGGAGGCCACCAUCCGGCACUACGAUUUCAUGCUGAGAGGCCUGCAGGAGGUGGCUGAGGAGUGUGCAGAGCUGAACAUCUCCUUCCACUUGCUGCUGGGCUACCCCAAGGACGUGCUGCCUGCGUUUGUGGUGGAGCAUGGUGUGGGUGGGCUGGUGACAGACUUCAGUCCCCUCCGCCUCCCCCGGCAGUGGGUGGAGGACAUCAGGGAACAGUUGCCAGAGGAUGUGCCAUUUGCACAGGUUGAUGCCCACAACAUCGUGCCCUGCUGGGUUGCCUCCCCCAAGCAGGAAUACAGCGCCAGGACCAUCCGGGGCAAGAUCCACGCUCAGCUCCCUGAGUUCCUCACUGAGUUCCCCCCUGUUGUUCGUCACCCAUAUCCCCCGUCCUGCCCAGCAGAGCCCAUUGCUUGGGAGGCCUGUUAUUCCAGCUUGCAGGUGGAUCGCACCGUGAAGGAGGUGGACUGGGCAACCCCUGGCACAGCUGCAGGGCUGGCUGUGCUGAAAUCCUUCAUCACAGAGCGGCUGAAAUCCUUUGGCUCCCACCGGAAUGACCCCAACAAAGCAGCUCUCAGCAACCUGUCCCCAUGGUUCCACUUUGGCCAGGUUUCCACCCAGCGAACCAUCCUGGAGGUGCAGAAGCACCGGCGCAAGUACAAGGAGUCGGUGGAUGCAUUCGUGGAGGAGGCCGUGGUGCGGCGGGAGCUGGCUGAAAACUUCUGCUACUACAAUGAGAACUACGACAGUGUGCAGGGUGCCUACGACUGGGCACAAACCACCCUGAAACUCCACGCCAAAGACAAGAGGCCUUAUAUCUACAGUCUGCAGGAGCUGGAGCAGGGGACCACACACGACCCACUCUGGAAUGCUGCCCAGCUCCAAAUGGUCCGGGAGGGGAAGAUGCACGGCUUCUUGCGGAUGUACUGGGCCAAGAAGAUCCUGGAGUGGACCCGCUCCCCUGAGGAGGCCCUGAAGUUUGCCAUCUACCUUAAUGACCGCUACGAGCUGGAUGGGAGGGACCCCAACGGAUACGUAGGCUGCCUGUGGUCCAUCUGUGGAAUACACGACCAGGGCUGGGCAGAGCGGGCCAUCUUUGGGAAGAUCCGCUACAUGAACUACGCCGGCUGCAAGCGCAAGUUUGACGUGGACCAGUUCGAGCGUCGCUACGCCCCCACACACUCCCAGUGACAGGCACAGCGUGCCUUGAGAGGGCUCGUGCCCCUCUGUGCUGGGGCAGAUGUGCCUUUGCCAAGGUGCCACCCUGCAGAGAUCACCCAGGGCAGGGAUCACCCCGGGUGCUGUUGGAGGGCUCACUGUAACAGCAGCAAGCCCCAGGGUUUUGCACGUCUCUUCUCUGCCAUCAUCCCCUGCUCAAGCUGCCAUGCUGGGACAGCUGCUGGAGUCCUCUCCUGGGAGCUGUUAGAGCCCAUGCUCAGCGUGCCUGGACUGCCAAAAACCUUUUCUACAACCACCACGCUCAGGAUAGUCCAGGUCACCGUUGCUGCUGCUAACCACAGCUUAGAUUUCAGCUGAGCAGGGUUUUUCUGGGGAAAAAGCCCUCAGAAAGUGGCUUGUGGUGGAGCCAGUGCUGGGCUGGGUGGCAGAUGCAUCUUUUAACAGUUGUUUUAAAGUUUACAGUUUCUA